Molecule: messenger RNA, 303 nt
Organism: Staurois parvus
Lineage: Eukaryota; Metazoa; Chordata; Amphibia; Anura; Ranidae
Source: the annotation of a GenBank genome assembly
CACUGAUAGGCUGCACUGAUGGGCACUGAUGAGGUGGCACGGAUAGGCAGCACUGAUGGGCACUGACAGGUGGCACUGAUCAGCUGGCACUGAUGAGGCAGCACUGAUGAUGCUGCACUGAUAUGAAACACUGAUGGGUGGCACUGGGGGGGGGCACUGAUGGGUGGCACUGGUGGGCACUGGUGGCACUGCUGGGCACUGCACUGCUGGGUGCCGAUCUGUCCUCUGACAAUUGACGGUUAUCGGCACGUGAAGAAAGUGCAGCUGAUAACAGGCAACUGCAUUUACCUGGUGAUCUGCUGU